UCUUUGUCAUUGACGCCACACGGAGAGGAGAUAGUUAUGAGUUUAAAAGCGAGUGGAUUUGUUUUCUUCCUUCUCUCUAUGCCAGUGGUACAGGGUCACGAUGGCUGGGCAGUGACGUACACUCCUACUGAGAUCUGUGCAUUUAAAGGAUCAACAGUGGAAAUCAACUGCACCUACACGUACCCAGCCAUAUGGGAAUACCAGGUUAUCACAGUUAAGAAAACAUUCUGGUUCACUCAAUUGAAGGAUGAUGUAUUUGUGGAUCUGAAUACAGACCUAGAGUAUACAGGUCGUGUUGUGGAUCAAUGUGAAAACAACAUCUGCACUCUGAGAGUCUCAGACCUGAGAGAGAGCGACUCAGCUGAGUACAAGUUCAGGAUUGAAACCAACCAUCAAACUGCAAGAUGGGCUGAUUUACAUGGAGUCACUUUGUCUGUGCCAGAUCUUCAGGUGAACGUGCACAGAUCUGAUGAAACCUGGUCAGAGCUGAGGUGUCAGAGCAGUUGUCAAAUUCCUGGUUAUCCUUCCUACAUCUGGUACAAGAAUGGAGAGAAAAUUCAGACAGGAACAUUUUCUUUUGCAGUUGACUAUGAUCCUGCAGACAGCUAUUCCUGUACUGUAAACGGACAUGAGAAUCACCGUUCUCCUCCAGUGUGUACGUUUAUCCAAGUAUCCGUUGUCAACCACUUAUCGGUAACCAAACUUCCCUUUUCCUACCCACAUCAAACAGCUUUAACAGUGGAUUCCAACGCGCUCCCAGGCCAGAGUGGAGAUAUAAUCCCUCCACCUGGUUCUGGCUGGCAGACCGUUUUCCCAAACUGCUUUGAUGCUGACCGAAAGUCCUUCUCCGUGGCUUCUUGGAACUCCUUCCACACCUGUUGCUUUGCCUCUGACAUGGCUGCACUAACUGAAAUGUCAACGAUGAUAGUGAAUGUCAUCAGGAUUACACUGGGGUUCUUGAUUCUGAUUCCUGUGUUUCUCCUGAGUCUGUGGACAAGGCAAUCCAGUAAAAAGGAAACUCGGAGCUUCCCCACUGAAGCACGUGAUCCUGUGGAGAUAGAGUUGGACUCUUUUCCUAAGUAUGAGAACGACUCACACACUGCAGCACAGACAGAAGACACAGAGGAGCAGGGAGACAUGGUGUGA
Molecule: messenger RNA, 1146 nt
Organism: Trematomus bernacchii (emerald rockcod)
Lineage: Eukaryota; Metazoa; Chordata; Actinopteri; Perciformes; Nototheniidae
Exons: 8
Coding region: 37-1146 (369 amino acids)
Source: RefSeq, a predicted model, not a curated record